Molecule: messenger RNA, 1881 nt
Organism: Fomitopsis serialis
Lineage: Eukaryota; Fungi; Basidiomycota; Agaricomycetes; Polyporales; Fomitopsidaceae
Exons: 4
Coding region: 1-1881 (626 amino acids)
Biological process (GO): positive regulation of transcription by RNA polymerase II
Cellular component (GO): nucleus
Molecular function (GO): zinc ion binding; sequence-specific DNA binding; DNA-binding transcription factor activity, RNA polymerase II-specific
Source: RefSeq, a predicted model, not a curated record
AUGCCUAAUUGGGUAGUCCCGCCAUCAGUACCCGACAUCGGGUGGCGUUCGAGCGUCACGGGCCGCCGCCAGCCAAUGGCGAUCCUGCGGAUUCGGCUGCACGACGUGGUAAUGGCUCUCGUGCUUGUCUCGGCUGCGCUGCAUGGUGAUCUCGGCUUGCCCAACGUGUGGUCGAGCGCGCCGAGAAUGCUGGCGGCGAGUAAACCAGAAAAUUGGGCAGCCGUUGGCAUCGCACGGGAUCUCCUAUUGUCGCUGUUCGGUUUCUGGUGGAUCCAUAGAAAACCACGACCUUCCAUGGACGAAUACUCGCCCUACUCUAAAGGCCAGCUCUCCUUGGAGCUCGCGGCCGCUGCUCUCAGCAUGCACUCCAUGCCGAUGUCGUCUUAUCACACACUCGCAGGCUUAGAUGCGUUCACGCCAGCCUCAUACCAUGGCACUGCCAGCCAACCAAUCAACGCAUACCCUCCACCUCACUACCAGUACCCCCACGACCAGCACGACUCAUUCAUGCCCUCUGCGCUGUCAGGCAGCAACCUCGCUCUGCACGACGCUCUCACGAAUGCCUUCCUCUCGGCGCAGCUCCAGCAGCAGCGCCCGCCAUCUCCUCAGAUGCACUAUCCGCUGCGAUGGCCAGAGGCUGACAGUUACCCACAAUACCCGAUGGCGAACACCAGUGACCCCGCCCUCGCGCAGGGACCGUCCCUCUUCCCAUCUUCGUAUUCCGUGGCGCCGCAGAGUACGUACCAGUCGGUGCAAGACGCCCAGAGCGCGGCGAGUCAGCCUGCAUGGUCUGUGUCGGGCUCCCUGGAUCCUGUCACCGGAGUAUUCCAGCGGAUGGCUGAGCACCCUCGCCUGCGCACCGCUCAGGCCUGCGAGAAGUGUCGGGCACGUAAAGCAAAGUGCAGUGGCGAACAUCCUUCGUGCCAGCGCUGCCGCUCCCGUGGCCUGCUUUGCGAGUACGCACCUGAGCGCCGCAUGCGUGGACCCAACAAGAAGAAGCGAGAGGGCAGCAGUGUCGAGCGCCUUUCACCGCCCGCGCCAGACGAUGGACGCCGUGGCUCCAUCGUCUCCGUCGCCUCGACGAGCUCAGCCACCAGCGACCUCGACAACUAUCGUUUCCCGGAGAUCCCGGCUGCGGUUCAGGCCUCCAUCGCAGCGCCACGCCCAGACUCGCGCGCUUCGCUGCCUCACCUCAAUGUACCUCACCCUCCCUCGCCCAUGCGCCAAUCGAACCGGUCGCACGACUUCUCCGGUGGCAUCCCGUCUUCGCCUCUGAGGUUUCCCAUGGACGGAGGCGCGAGCUCAAUGUCGCCCCCUCCGCCUCCAGUGCAGACGUCGAUGCAAGGACGGCGACGUCCGCGCCCCCCGCCGUUGCGCCUCGGCGAUGCCGCGCUGUUCAACUCUUCCGCGUUCUUGCAGCACAUGCCGUUGACGCCCGACCCUGUACCGCGCUCUGCGGCCGAGCUCGUGGACGAUGCCACCCCCACAUACGCCGCGCGCCGGCAGUCUUUGCCGUCGUACCUGGUGCACGAGUACACACCAACACCGCCCGUGCUCACCGAGCGGUUCUCGCAGCUUUCGGAUCAUUCGCACUCGCGCUCGACCUCGAAUAGCGAGGCACCGCUCACGCCGCUUUCUGUGCCAGAAUCCAAGCUGAGCCCCCACGGUGAUCUGGCAUAUCCAGAUGAUUUUGUUCGAGGGUUCGAAGGGAGGCUAGGGGGUAUCCAAGAGGGUAGGGAGCCGUUUGAGCCCGAGCUGCCACCUCUGGAUGCCAACUCGGACACGCGAAUGGACGGUAAACAUUCUGUGGGCGUCACCGUUGUAGACGUCAGCCCUGUGGAGGCUCGCAUCGUCGCCAAAGCUCCUGAAGGGGAGACAUGA